GAUCUACCGCUCGCUCGCUCGCUCGCCUCCCCUCCCCUUGCCUCCUUUCUUUUAUUUUUUAUUUUUUUCUGAAGUUCAACCACACCGGCACACUGCCUCCGGUCUAGGCGAGAGUUGUCUGCUCAAAUUCAUUGAAAUGCAAAUGCAAAAGGUUUAGCAGAACUAGCUUAGAACAUUCACGGACUUAACCACAAAGGAAGCUGCCUUCUUCAACCCCUUCUUCUGUGUAGCUUGAAGUGGUGCUGCUUCCAGGCAUCCUUCAACCAUGAUCUUAUACCAAACUCUCCUACAACGUUUUCCUCCCUGUACACCUAUCCCCUCUCUCUGCACGUUUUCAAUACAUUCUUCUUCCUCUCCUUCUCCUUCUUGCCCAUCAUCUUACAACCCUGUAAAGCGUGUAACCUUUAGCUGCUCUUUACCAUCUCCCUCGUUAGCUGUGGAGAGAAGGGUCACAGAGAGAAAUGAGAUUCGCUUUGGAUUACCAAGUAAAGGUCGAAUGGCUUCAGAUACUCUUGAUCUUCUCAAGGAUUGCCAACUCUCAGUUAGGCAGGUAAAUCCUCGACAAUAUGUUGCAGAUAUUCCGCAGCUUGCAAACUUAGAGGUCUGGUUUCAGCGGCCCAAGGAUAUUGUUCGCAAAUUACUUUCAGGAGAUCUGGACCUUGGUAUCGUGGGUUUUGAUACAGUCAGUGAAUAUGGACAAGGGAGUGAAGAUUUGAUCAUAGUUCAUGAUGCACUUGAGUAUGGACAUUGCCGUUUAUCUCUUGCAAUCCCCAAGUAUGGGAUAUUUGAAAAUAUAAAUUCACUAACUGAGCUGGCAAACAUGCCUCAAUGGACUGAUGAGAAGCCUCUACGAGUUGCUACUGGUUUUACUUAUCUGGGUCCUAAAUUUAUGAAAGAUAGUGGAUUAAAACAUGUCAUUUUCUCAACAGCUGAUGGAGCAUUAGAGGCAGCUCCUGCGAUGGGGAUAGCAGAUGCUAUUUUGGACCUUGUAAGUAGUGGAACAACAUUGCGUGAAAAUAAUCUGAAGGAAAUUGAAGGUGGAGUAGUCGUACAAAGCCAGGCUGUUCUUGUAGCAAGCAGGAAAUCUCUGAUCCAGCGUGAAGGUGUUUUGGACACUACACAUGAGAUUCUUGAAAGACUAGAGGCACAUUUGAGGGCAAGCUAUCAAUUCACGGUAGUUGCAAACAUGAGAGGAAAUAGUGCAGAGGAAGUGGCUGAGAGGGUUCUAAGUCAGGCAUCGUUAUCUGGGUUACAGGGACCCACCAUAAGUCCAGUUUUCUGUAAACGAAAUGGGAAGGUUACAGUAGACUACUAUGCGAUUGUUAUAUGUGUACCCAAGAAGGAGCUCUACAGAUCUGUUCAGCAGCUGAGAGCUAUUGGGGGCAGUGGAGUUUUAAUCUCUCCGUUGACUUAUAUUUUUGAUGAAGAGCCUCCAAGAUGGCGUCAGCUUCUUUCAAACCUCGGGCUUUAAUCUUUUGGGUGAUGACUUAGGUGGUGUGAUUGCAUCUUAAUUUUGUAGCAGUAAACCAGAAAACAUUUCAUAGUGAAUGUCUCAAGACAAAGAACUAAGAAUCAUCUUGGGCUGGGAAAAUUUUGGAUGUUGUUUUUAUUAUUCUUUUAUUUAGAACAUCACUUUGCAAGCAUGGAAGCUAGGAGUUUCCGGCUUUCCUGCCACAAGAACAUGGAAACAUCCAUUCAGAAGUUAAAAUCUUUUCCCCUCCAAUGUAACAGAUUUUUGGACCUUUGAAGCUCUUGCAUUGUUUAGAGAAGAUAAUGGAUAGAUCUAAUAUUUUUAUUUUCGCUUUUAGAAAAGAACAUAGGAGCCA
This is a messenger RNA of Nelumbo nucifera (sacred lotus), 1826 nucleotides long. Its product is annotated as ATP phosphoribosyltransferase 1, chloroplastic-like. Gene Ontology annotation, biological process: L-histidine biosynthetic process. Lineage: Eukaryota; Viridiplantae; Streptophyta; Magnoliopsida; Proteales; Nelumbonaceae. Gene Ontology annotation, cellular component: cytoplasm. The record is from RefSeq and is a predicted model, not a curated record. Gene Ontology annotation, molecular function: magnesium ion binding; ATP phosphoribosyltransferase activity.